Messenger RNA from Bursaphelenchus xylophilus (pine wood nematode), 973 nucleotides. The record is from the annotation of a GenBank genome assembly. Lineage: Eukaryota; Metazoa; Nematoda; Chromadorea; Rhabditida; Aphelenchoididae.
AUGGCCGCCAUCACCGAUGCAUCCAACACCAAGCAGGUUGCCGAGCUGAACACCAAGCUCCAGCAAUUCGCUUAUGUUGAAGGGUAAUUUUUUGCAAUUUUGCUGUUUUUUUUGGUUUUAGAUCAGGAUUUUUGCGGCGGAUCAACUGAAGAAUUUGCUGAGAAAGGUUAAUGGUCAAUUUCUUUCAGAUAUGAGCCAUCUGCCGCUGAUGCCGCCACUUUUGCCGUCUUCAAGAAGGCCCCAACUCAGCCCAUAGCUGUUGCUCGUUGGUACAGAAACAUCGCUUCUUUCACUGAAGCCGAGCGCAAGGCGUAAGUUCUUCAUAUAAAUUCAAUUGUUUUAUGUUUGUAUUUAUACUAAAUUUGCGAGGCUAUCAAAAGAUAAUGAAUUUGUGCAUUACCACAUGGAGAAUAUUUUUUUGGCCUAAUUUAGUUUACUUUUUUUGAAUGAAUGUUAUAAAUCUACGAUUUAGUGGGUUGCAUGAACUAUCUUCUUGCUAAUUAAGUUGUUCAAAUGACGUUUGUAUUAUUUUAGCUGGUCCUCCGGAGCCGGAACUUCCGCCGAAGCUGCCCCAGCCGCCAAGGACGACGACUUCGAUCUCUUUGGCUCCGACGAAGAGGAGGAUGACGCCGAGAAGGAGAGAAUCAAGCAAGAGCGUCUGAAGGCCUACGCCGAGAAGAAGUCCAAGAAGCCCGGACCGAUCGCCAAGUCCAACAUUAUCUACGACAUCAAGCCUUGGGAUGACACCAUUGAUCUCGACAGUUUGGUCAAGAAGAUCAAGUCCGAAGUGACCAUGGAUGGUCUGGUCUGGGGAGCUCACAAGAUCCUCCCUAUCGCCUACGGAGUCAACAAGAUCCAGCUCAUGUGUGUUGUUGAAGACGAGAAGGUGUCUUCCGAUGAUCUUGAGGAGAGAAUCACCGGAUAUGAAGACGAGGUUCAGUCCGUUGACGUUGUUGCCUUCAACAAGGUCUAA